GCAUACACAUCUGCAUACACGGUGAUCAACCUGUCAUGACUCUUACACGACAAGGAUGCAGUAUCUCAUGUCAUCACGCCCGCCGUGGGAGGAGUCUCGAGUAUCAACUCCAGCUCCUUCAAAUACAAUAUGACAAGAUUUGUCUUGCAAAACGAGCUAUCCUGAACGCAACUGAUUUCAUUUCAAUAUACUGAUCAAUUAUCACUCUCCCAAAGUAUAACAAAUCGCAAUUACAACAUGGCAACAGUUAAAGUUGACGGCCAACAGCGCUAUCAUGACACGACCGCGGCUUACGUGCUCCCAAAAGCAAACGAUGUCAUUGAGCAGGAUCGACUUGAUACUCAAGCAGCUGCCAUUGUCGAGAUGAUUGGUGGCUCCCCUCUCUUAGCUCCAUUGCAGACACUGGAUAAUAUUUCCAAGGUGGUUGAUAUUGGCUGUGGUACUGGUGUGGCGACCAUCCAGAUUGCUACAAUCUUACCAUCUGCAACCAUUUACGGUCUCGACCUAACCCCAGUCCCAGAGGAGUCAAAGAAAAUGGCACCGGGUAACGUGGUCUGGGCUCAAGGAAAUGCAUUGGAUGCUGACUACAACCAACCCGAUGAUGGUAUCCUAAGCCGUGAGAUAUUCAAACCGGAAGGAUUGGAUUAUAUCUUCGGUCGCAUGCUUUUCUUAGGUAUCAACAAUUGGCCAAAGUACUUUUCAACCACGUCACAUGCGUUGAGGUCUGGUGGCAUAAUUGAGCAUCAGGAUUUAGACUGGAAAUUUUAUCGCGUCGGGACCUCAGAGUGUGUGAGUGACGAUUGGGAGUGGCACAAAGCAAUCUUAUCCGGGGCUCAAAAGUCCGGACUUUCGACAAUUUCUGGUUCUGGAGCAGCAGCGUUAAUGAGAGCUUGUGGUUUGGAGGUGAUCAAUAUCCAAAGUUUUGAGUUUUCAUUUUCGGCGUCAAGCAAAACGCCUAAAAGUCAAGCAAUGGCGAGGUAUGUCCAAGCUAAAUUGAUACCACAGUAUCCGGAGUUACUUGGUAAAAUGCUUGGAGCUAUUGGCAUAAGUGGAGAGAAAUUGGACACAUUGACCAGAGCAUGUCUCCAUGACAUCAAUUCUGAGGAGGGCUUGUACCAGAAGUACACCGUCACUAUUGCAAGAAAGCCCUAGUUAUAGGGUACUUUGAGACACAAAAUCAGUUCUAUAACUACUUUGUUCCGUCGCAAAUCACUCUUUUCUGAUGGAUCUUGAAUUUUCAUUGUUUUCAGGCCGCUUGACCAUACAGCUACUAUCUCCAAGUAUGUGUAGCUUGUAGUAUUGUCACAUAGGCUUCCCUCAAAAAUAGCCAGAACAUACCUCUUGCUUUUAGAUACAUCAUACUUACACGGUGUAUGAAUUCGCAAAAUAUUGGCAAUCAAUCAUUCACUAGGCUUUAGAUGUAGCUGAAUUUUGAACUGGAGUGUACCAAAUUAGACCUUAGAUAUUGAGC
Botrytis sinoallii is the source of this 1471-nucleotide messenger RNA. RefSeq lists its product as uncharacterized. NCBI's taxonomy places the organism in Eukaryota, Fungi, Ascomycota, Leotiomycetes, Helotiales, Sclerotiniaceae. The record is from RefSeq and is a predicted model, not a curated record. Bases 238 to 1152 code for a protein of 304 amino acids. The transcript has 3 exons.